CUCGGGGAGGGCCGCGGCGGGGGCAGCAGCGCCCGCCGCCGCGCGGCCCCAUGCUGCUGCCGCUGGCCUGCCUGCACGGGCGGGUGGCGCAGUGCCUGACCUCCCUGCUGGUGCUCGCAGAGCCGCCUCCCAGGCCCCGGCGCGGCGCGAGGACGCGCGGCGCGACACCGCCGAGCGCGGAGGCCGCCCCCCACGCUCUGCGCACGAAGAUGGCCGCGGAGCUGUAUCCGCCAGCCGGAGCGGCCGCUGCUGCCGCCGCCGCCACCGCCACCGACAUCGCCAACAGCAACGCCGCUGGCGCGGCCACGGGCAGGAAAGCCAGCCCGCGCAGCCCGCCCCGCCCGGCGCCCGCCCCGCCACCGCCGGCGCCCGCGCCGCCCGCCCCCGACAACAACAACCCUGAGAGCCCUAACUGGCAGUCCUUCCAUCCGACGCUGCGCGAGAGGAACGCGCUGAUGUUCAACAACGAGCUCAUGGCAGAUGUACACUUCAUCGUGGGGCCGCUGGGGGCGGCCAGGCGGGUGCCCGCUCAUAAGUACGUCUUGGCAGUCGGCAGCUCUGUCUUCUAUGCUAUGUUCUAUGGGGACCUUGCAGAGGUCAAGUCCGAAAUCCACAUUCCUGACGUGGAGCCCGCGGCAUUCCUGGUCUUGUUAAAGAAUCUCCAUUUCCUAAGAACAAAGUUCACAUGGUUCUCUCCAGUGGUUCUCGUGCUGAGCCAUCUGAGCCCUGAGCAGCACCAGGACAGCACAGUGACCCUCUCCCACCCCUGCAGAGCCAGCCUGCAGCACCUGAGCCUCUCCACCCUGCAGAUGGAGGCUUCCCACUGCAACAGGCAGCACAGAGUACCUCCAUGUGGAGGUGCAGGCUAUGCCCAUCAACCCUUCCAGUGGGGAAAGUGGUCUACCUGGAGCAGGUCGCUGAGAUCAAGGAGCAUGUCUGCAGCCGGAGUUAAGGAGCAUCUUCAUGAAAACUAUCAGAACUGCACCUCCAGGGGCUGAGCCUAGUCUGCCACACCUAAGCUCAACACCUGAUCAAGGAGGCUGAGGUGGCACAUCAGGCCUGUCUGAACCUUCCAAUCCCCAGGUGCUGAGGGAGGACAAGGGACUGCAAGAAGAGGUGUGGAGCCAGGUCAGGGGAACCAGAAAUGGCAGGGGCUUCAUUAUGAUCCUCAGGAGGACAGGGCCUUCACAGAGCAGCUCCCGUGCACCUGCCCACUCAAGUGUCCACUCCAUGGAAGGUCUUCUGCCCACAACAGCAUGGAAAUGUGCAAGCCACCACAAUCAUGCUCCAUUCCUCAAGGACUUGCUCAGUGCCUGCCAGGUGCCAGCACACACAGACUCCUAGGAGAUGGGUACAGGCUGGGGGUGUGUAUUUCAGUGGUAAACUGUUUAACAGGUACAAGGCCCUAGCUCUGCCUGCAGCACAAAUAAGAAAACAAUAAUGCCAUUCAGUGUCUGCUGUCUGUUAGCUAAAAAUCUAAAACUACAACAACAACAACAACAAAAAACAAACCUUAGGGUGCUGAGUCUAGCCUAGAGCAGGUGUCCACAGAAAAGUCAAGAGGACUCAGAUAUGCAAGGGAGGACCUGACACCACCAUUCCAAGGCCCCAGGGGACUAGAGAGGGUAUUGAAGGCAAUGACGCACCUCAGGAUAGAGGAGUGGGACCACCAAGUGCCCAAGGAGGAGGACAAUCCAGCACCCAUACUUCUGCAGGUCCCUACUGCUCUGAAUGCCAGCCCAGCUCACAGCACAAUCUAGAGCAGAACCCAGGGUGCUCCACCACAGCAAAGGUCCCAGCACUCAGCAACCUGCCCUGCACUGGCUGUGCAGGCACUAUGUCAGGGGGCACAGGGGCUCUGAGCACCACUACCUGCAUAGCACCAACACUUGCUAUCGACAGCCCUGAGGCCCACUGCCUGCGUUUGGAAUCCCAGGGCUAUGGUAUUCCAACACUGGGGCAACUGUCUACACAGUCCUGACACCCACUAUCUAUACAAUCAUGGUCCCUGCUUGCCAGGGAGGUAUUCAGACUAUCCUUCCUCCAUUUUCUUGCAAUGGCAACUGAAACUAGGAAUCAACCAGGAAUUUAAAAAAAAAGGUGGGGGGCUGGGGCUGGGGCUGAGCAGUGGAGCGCUUGCCUAGUGUGUGUGAGGCCCUGGGUUCCAUCCUCAGCACCACAUAGAAAUAAAUAAAAUAAAGGUAUUGUGUCCAACUACAACUAAAAAAUAAAUAUUAAAAAAAAAAAGAAUCAAGGAACCAGGGCAGGGGCUGGGCAGCAGCAGCACACUUGCCUGGCAUGUGUGAGGCCCUGGCUUCGAGUCUCAGCACCACAUAAAUAAAUAGAUAAAAUAAAGGUCUAUCAACAACUAAAAAAAAGAAUCAAGAAACCAAACUCAGAGGUUAACUCCUAUUCCUGCUCCACCCUGCCACCAUCGUGACUGAGGAUCAAACCCAGAGGUGUUCUACACUAAGCUGCAUUCCCAGCUCUUUUCAUUUCUAUUUUGAGACAGGGCUGCCCACCUAAGUUACCCAGGCUGACCCCAAACUUGUGACUCCUGCCUCUGUCUCCCAAGUAGUUGGGACUACGAGUGUGCACCUCCACAUCUGGCUCCCACUCCUGGUCCAGCAUAAUUCCCAGCCCUCACCAGAAGCUGAAGUAGAAAUAGCCUCUUGGGACACCAGAAACCAUUCUUCCUGCCCACCCAAGUGAACAGUGCAGCUGGCAGAGGCUCCAGAAACAGGUUCCCCUGAGCUACCCUCAUUCCACCGCUCUGUGCAAAAGCAUAUAGCUGGCUGUAAUGUUUAAGACUGUCAAAGAGGCAUGAAAGGCAUGAUGGCACAAACUUGUGAUCCCAGCGACCCAGGAGGCUGAGGCAGGAGGAUCGCAAGUAGAAGGCCAGUCUGGGCAACUUAGCAAGACCCUGUCUCAAAAUAGAAAUUAAAAAAGACUGUGGGUAUAGCUCAGCAGAUUGAACCCCUGGGUUCAAUCUCCAGUACCAAAAAAAAAAACACAAAAGAAGAAGAAGAAUGUGAAAGGGAAGAAGGUUUGACUCAGAACCUCCUUUCCAACUUUUCUGAAACAGAACCUGGUGGGCCCCACAACGGCCAAGUUCUAACAGAUCCUGAACAUAAUCUGGGGUAGGGUCAGUCUCCCCAGAACAUGGGUCUCACAAGGACCCACUCCCGUGUCGUGAAUAGCCUGCCCUGCUCCUGCACACUACCCAGGGCUACCUUCCUGCCAGCCCUAAGCUGCAAUGGAGAGCAUGUAUCUGACAAAACUGAUGUGGGUCUUGUGGGUGCCCCUUCCUGGCCCACUUCGUCUGUCCACAGAAGAGCCAGUGCGUCAUGACUCCACUGUCCGACUCCUACAGUGCACCAGAUCCAAGAGCCACAGCUGGCUACGGCAACCCACCAUGAGGCUUCCUCUGUAUAAUCCUGCACAUCACUCUUUCUAUGACAUGUGAAGUCUGUGAAGUGCCUACUCAAAGCCUCUGCUCUGAACAGAGAACCUCCUUCCACGUGGCCAGGCCACCAGAUUCAGAGAUGCUCAGCACAGGCCUCUCCUGGCCCCAUCCCACAGCCUGUGCCAACACUGCCAUCUGCUGGGAGCGGUGCAGGAAGGGCCCAGACCAGAUCCCACUCAGCUGCACGCCACCAGCAGGUGCAGGGCCCUGAGGCCACUGACCACUGGGCGGGCAGGGAUCUCAGGGUGCAGUUACAGGGCCCAGUCACGGGUUCGGUGGUCACUAUACCUGUAGCCCUGGGAUUCCAAAGGCAUUUGUGCGGCCCAGCAACCUGAGGGCCGUAAGGGGCAAGCUACAUGGAGCACAAAUGCCUUUCACAGCCUCGGCCUCCCUCCGCCUCCCAGGUUAGCUGUGCUCACAACCUGGCAGAAGCAGCCUCCUCGGCCAAGAACAACGGUAACAGCGGAGAGCCAGAGACACCGCCACUCUGCCUUCUCCUUAGGGCAGCUGCACUACCCAGCAUACCCAGUCUCAUGGCAAGGCAAAAUUUAGAAUUCAGGAAUAUCUAAAUCAGCCAGACUCAAGAUGAAGCCACUCCAGUGAGCCUACCCUGUGCACACAGCUUCCUACACGGCACUCCCUGAACAGCACAAAGGCUGGGCCUCUCGGAGCCAGCUCUGUAGGAGGAAAGAGCUGUGUGUGCAUCUAUGCAUUCAGAAAGAGUGUGUCAGCUGGAUGCUGCCACAGUCCGAAGCAGGCUGGACCAGCCACCUCGGGCAGGUACACCCUGGCACAGGUAAGGAGGAUUAAAUCCCUUUGGGAGGAAAAAUGCCCACUGUCUCCACACUUUCCCAGAUAUAGACAAGACCAAAUGAACAAAAACCAAGCCAUACACAGCCACAGAAGAUCUGAACACAGAAUACAGAGGGCUCUCAUACAGCUGAGAUGAGAUGGAGAAAUUCAGCAAAAAAAGGGAUUCCGACAAGAAGGACCUAUUGACAAAUAAGCACUGAAAUUACAAACAUCUAAAGAAACGAAGGUCUAACAUCUGUGUAACUGAAGUCCCAGAGAAGGAAGAGAGAGAGAGAAUGGGACAGAAAUGAUGUUUAAUAAGACACUACCCAAGAUUUUUCCCAAACAGACCAAAAGAUAUCAAGUUACAAAUUCUAGAAGCUCUACAAAUAACAACCUGGGUAAAUAGAAAAACAUAUCUAGGUACAUCAGAAUCUAGCCCCUGAAGCUAAAGACAAAGGGACUUCUUCCAAAGCAGGUGGUGAUCAGAGACAGUGACCUUCACAGUACAAGAGUCCUCACAGGUGACCUCAACAUGAAUCAAGCAAGGCCAAGGAAAACAGAACAACAGCACAAAACACUAAAAGAGUAGAGCCGGACUUCCAUGCCCACUGAAAACAUUUUUCAAAAUUGAAGAAAAAUGUUUUGUUUUGUUUUUUUUGUCAGCAGACAUACUAAAAGAAACACAAAAGGGGUUUAUUCAGAGGAAGGAAAACAACACCAGGUCAAAGCACAGAAACAUAGGUAGGAAUGAAGAGCCCUGGAAAAGGCCAAAAUUGGGUCAAGCUAAAGGAAUCCUAACACCUUACAGCAGCAGCAAUGAUCAAACAAGGGCAUGGAGAUUCUGCACUGCUUGGGAAAAAUCGGCAUUCUCCUUUAAGGUAGACACAAGUCAAGGACCAGGACACAAUCUCCAGGGCAAGCACCAGGCUAAUAACAAAUAAAUAUGCGACCAAGGUAUUUGGAAGAAAAACAGAAUAAUAAAAAUUUGAUUACCCUUAGAGGUGAGAAGAAAGGGGUGGAAGAAAAAUUGGUACACAGAAAAUAUAAAAAGAAAACAGAUUUAAACUAAAUAUACCAAUAAUCAUAUUAAAUUUAAAUGGAUGAAAUUCUCCAAUUAAAAUUAAAAAAAGACCAAGUCGGAUGCAGUGGCCUGUAAACCCAGUGACUCGGGAGGCUGAGACAGGAGAAUCACAAGUUUGAAGCCAGCCCCAGCAACUUCUCAAGACCCUUAGUAACUUAGCAAGACCCUGGCUCAAUAUAAAGAAUACAAAGGGCUGGGGAUGUGGCUCAGUGGUUAAGCAUCCAUAUCAGUCCCCAGAACCCAAAAUAAAUUAAACAAAAAUGCACAAUUUAUGCUUAUAAAAGAACACAUUCUGAAUAUGUCAAAAAGGACUGAACUGGGCUGGGGAUGUGGCUCAAGCGGUAGCACGCUAGCCUGGCAUGCGUGCGGCCCGGGUUUGAUCCUCAGCACCACAUGCAGACAAAGAUGUUGUGUCCGCCGAAAACUGA
This is a messenger RNA of Marmota monax (woodchuck), 5770 nucleotides long. RefSeq names its product BTB domain containing 6 (gene Btbd6). The record is from RefSeq and is a predicted model, not a curated record. Gene Ontology annotation, molecular function: protein binding. The coding region runs from base 51 to 998 and encodes 315 amino acids. Gene Ontology annotation, cellular component: cytosol. Gene Ontology annotation, biological process: neurogenesis. The transcript is spliced from 4 exons. Lineage: Eukaryota; Metazoa; Chordata; Mammalia; Rodentia; Sciuridae.